This is a messenger RNA of Poecilia reticulata (guppy), 1525 nucleotides long. RefSeq names its product ciliogenesis and planar polarity effector 2 (gene cplane2). The record is from RefSeq and is a predicted model, not a curated record. Lineage: Eukaryota; Metazoa; Chordata; Actinopteri; Cyprinodontiformes; Poeciliidae. Gene Ontology annotation, molecular function: GTP binding; GTPase activity.
GGACAGAUUUUAGUUUACGGAACUGCUAGCAUUUUUGCUAAAAUAUAUUUUUUUCCUCAUUACCUUUACUUUCACUGUACUUUUGAUUUUGGGGCAUGUUUGUGUGAAGAAUCGUUAUUUUAAUGCUGGAUUCUAUCAACUAAGCAAAACUUGGUAUUUGUGUUUGGAACGAAACCGAAGAGUUUGUGAUGCUAGCUGCAUAAAUAAGUUGCAUAUAUGAUGGCAAGAGUUCCUCCUGGAGCAUUUAUUGUCCCUGACUGGCAUCGAUGUAAGGAUAGCAAAGAAUACUUCAACAAAAUUAUACAUAAGAAGAAUCGGAAGAAUUUUGGCCUGUUGGAGUCUCCUGCCAUGCCUCCACAUGCAGCCGUGGAUACACUUGAUUAUAAGAUUUUCAUUUCUGGUAAAAGUGGAGUUGGGAAAACAGCUCUCGCUGCGCGCCUUGCUGGUCUAAAUAUUCCUAAUGUGCACCAUGAAACUACAGGGAUUCAGACGACAGUGGUGUACUGGCCUGUGAAGCUGAGGGAAAAUGGUAGAGUGCUUUUUUUCCGUCUGCAGUUGUGGGACUGUGGAGAGAAUGCCUUACGCAGAUUUGACCAUUUGCUUCCGUCCUGUAAGGAACAGGUGGACGCUGUCCUCUUCCUUUUCUCCUUCACUGACAGGGCAUCCUUCCAAGAUUUGUCAAAUCAAAUUCCUAAAUGGACCGAGUCAACUGACUGUCUUGUCAAAGUGGUGGUUGGUACAAAGUUUGAUCUCUUCAUGCACUGCGACGUAGCAGAGAGGGACGUCAGGAAGUUCCAGGAGACAUGGAGGUUACCUGUGCUCCACUCAGGUGGGGAGGUCAGCGAUGGGCUGGGUGACGUAGCCCCCAUACUCAACUGCCUCGCCGAGAACCUGUGGCAUCAGGACUGUGUUAGAGCUGGAGCAGCUGGUCGGGAACAGCAGCAUGAGACAGGGACUCUACCUUAAAAAUCCCUGAUCAGUCAUUUUGGUGGAGGACAGUCUAACGGGAACGACUGGUAUCUCCUACCUUGUAGUGACGACAACAGGAGCAGCAACCUAAUGGAUAUUUUGUGGUUAAAAAAAAGCUACAAUUUCAAGGCAAAACUCCUUUUCAUGCAUUACAUGAACAGGUUUUUCUGCUUUAGUUAGCUUUCAAAAUCAAAAUUGUUGCUAUACCUGCUGCCUGUGCAGUUUUUCCAACCUCUGAACCUUUGAAUACUUAGAAUCAGCAGUCAUUGGUCUCCAGCUCUCUUCCCAGUUAGACUGUAGCAGAAAAUUCCUCAUUGCAAAUCUUUGUCAGUCUUGUCACGUUAUGGGUUCAACAAGUUAUAAUUUGAGAUGAAACUCUAUCCAUUAUAGGCUUAAGUGAUGAAGUCAGGCCUUAAAUUAACACACUGCUGUAGAUGCUUCAGGAGCCACACUGACACCUCAUUUCAGUGUUUGAGUUUCUGUCUUGCCAUUUCAAUGACCCAUCAUGUCAAAUUAAAAAAUGGUUUAAGUAGAAAAUAAAUAGUACAGCAAAAUA